AUGGCGGACGAUGGAGAUGGCAAGAGUGGAAUAACAGUUGACACAAGUGGCGGGCAAGGGACAACGGAAGAGGAGUUGGAUCCAGGGCCCAGUCUUGGCGGGAUGCUGUUCAAUUUCAGUGUGUUAGUCGUUGUGAUCUUAGUCUGUUAUGGAAUUUAUCGAUGGUGGUUCAGGAGGCUUGUUUCUGACGCGGGGGACGGGAGCGAGGCCUUGUCUCUGCCCAAAAUGAGAAGACGGGAUUUCAGUCUCGAACAGCUAAGGGAAUAUGACGGUGUUCAAAACCCCCGCAUCCUAAUGGCAGUUAAUAUGAAAGUCUUCGACGUUACCAGUGGCAAAAAGUUUUAUGGACGUGACGGGCCAUAUGGGAUCUUUGCGGGGCGGGACGCUUCACGGGGCCUGGCCACGUUCUGUCUGGAGAAGGACGCUCUUCGUGAUGAGUACGACGACCUCUCUGACCUGAACGCUGUACAGAUGGAGAGCGUCAGAGAGUGGGAGAUGCAGUUUAUGGAAAAAUACGACUACGUGGGCCGUCUGCUGAAGCCCGGAGACGAGCCGUCGGAAUACACAGACGAGGAGGACAUCAAGGAUCAUCUGAAACACGACUGAUCUGUUCAAUCCACACUGCGACCAAAGCCUAGGACUGAGAACGGCUGCCAUUGAACCACCCUACCCUCGCAACGUCCCUUUCCCCCGUAAUCCCAGAUUUGCCCCCUGUUACCCAUACUCAUCCAUCCUCUGGUUAUAUCCCACCCUAUUUACUCCCUCCAGAAGUGCCCUCUGUGGUUCUGCUGUAUAGACCCUUACAAAACCUCCUCCAGUUAUAUAUGUAUAUAUCCAUUUAUGGACAAGCUCCGCCCAUAUUCCCUAUAUAUGGAUAUCCCCACCCUCUCAGAUGGUUGGUAUACUGUCGCUUUUUCUCCCCCUAGAAACUCCGCCUCUUCCAUGCUCUGGUUCUACAGCAGCCCUGGACCCAACGGACACCUCACAUUCUCUAGACCACACCUCCUUUCUGUAUUUCAGCCUGUUAAUUGUAAUGAAACAAACCUGGGGCUUUUAAUGCAAUCUGCACAUCUGUGAGUAAUCUGUAAUGAACUGAAAUGUGAAAAUGAAGGAGAGAAAAAAGAAUGAAACACUGAGAAAACAUAGAAACACAUUUUUAUUCACUCUUUUUUUGGGUGGGGGGGGCACUGUGUACAACAGUUUGAAUACCCCAGUGGUGAGUAGCCGUGUGGUUAGUGUGUCAGUAUAACUGGUAGAGGGAGGGAACUGUAAGCAGUCAGUGAUUUAGAAAGGUACAGAGAGGCAACUGGGGUGGUGUUUAUUUUUUCUUUUAUGGUCGGUUGGUUUAUUUCUGUAAUGUGCAGCACUUAUGCCUCAACACAUCUCAGCAUUCAAAUCUCAUUCUUGCUGAUCAUCUACAGUUUUUUUUUGCUCUUGAUCAAUUCAAGUGAGAGAUUGACCAGUUAAAGGCCACCUCCCCCAUGCCAUGUCCAAUUCAAUGCGGGUGAGGUGGGGGGGAACACGGGAGAGGCUACUGUUUUUCUGUUUUGUUUUUUUUUUGUUUGUUUAUGGAGUCCACUUUUAGUGUCCCAGUUUGUCAAAAUGUGAUUGUAUAUUUUUGGUGGCUUUGUGUGGGUGGGAUUAUGAUGAUGUAGGGAGCUCUUAAGGUCUGCUCUCACUCCAUUUUUUAAAUGGUCAUUUUUGAGACGCAUGAAAAUGAUUGUUUGAAUAUAAAGGGAAGGUGAGUUGACAGUUCAGCUCAAUCAGCUGUCAUGCCAAUCAUCAACACGCUAGCCCACAGAGUCCCCAACCCCCCUGCCCACCUCCCAACAAACAGUCUAAGUAUUAACUGUGCCUUAUUUCUGUUUGUUCACAUGACUAAUGUCCUCAGCAGUUAAAGGGGGUAAAAUGGAUUGUCAAAAAACGUAAACACGUACCACUGGGAAAGAUCUACUCUUCCCUUACACAUUUUUAUCCUCAAGUUGGUGUGAAAAGAAAAGCAUUAUCCUUGUAAUUCAUGUUCAGAUGAGAAAGGCAUGCUUUUGUUUGACCGAAAACAGACCAGAGAGACUUUUCUCGUGUCACAACCUUGUACAUAGAUUCUGCAAAGACUAUUCAGUGUUACUGCCAUAAUUUAUGUAGGUAAAUGAUCUCCAUAUACUACUGUGUUGUAUUGGCCAAACACCCCAUGCGUGCGAUUUUUUUUUUUUUUGUUUGGUUGGGGGUUUUUUCCACAUGUCUCAGUUGAAGUUCUUUUUAAGUGUGAAGAAUUUACACAGUGAUUUUUUGUUUGGUUUUUUGUUUUGAGAGAGAGGGGUAGGAGAUUUGAACCCGUGCUUUGGGAGGGGCAGGUGGGAGGGGGAUAACAAUUUGUCGAUCCUGUAUAUAACUGUAUCAUUUUAUUAAAGCAUGUGCUGCAACAGUGAGCUAGUGCUGGGUACCAACGUUGUGUAUUUAAAUGUUGGGUGUGUGUGUGUGUGUGUGUGUGCGUGUGUGCGCGCGUGCAAGCCUGAGGAAGGGACGUAUUAAUGCAUAGAUAAAUAAACGGAUUUGAAUAAUA
Molecule: messenger RNA, 2560 nt
Organism: Chanos chanos (milkfish)
Lineage: Eukaryota; Metazoa; Chordata; Actinopteri; Gonorynchiformes; Chanidae
Gene: pgrmc2
Product: progesterone receptor membrane component 2
Exons: 3
Coding region: 1-606 (201 amino acids)
Cellular component (GO): membrane; endoplasmic reticulum; endomembrane system
Source: RefSeq, a predicted model, not a curated record